AUGUCCAAAGGAAUCUUACAGGUACAUCCUCCAAUCUGUGAUUGCCCUGGGUGUCGAAUUUCGUCUCCAGUGAACCGGGGUCGCCUGGCAGAGAAGAGGACGAUCCCCUUACCCCCAACCAGGAUCCCGAAGAAAGAGCUGACCUCAAUUUUCUCGCAUAGUGACGACAGCGAAGAGAGUGAUAAGAGCAAUGGUCAACACCCUGAAGUAAAGCAGGAGGAGGAUCUCCAUAUCAGUAUCAUGAAAAGAAGGAUACACACCCACUGGGAUUUAAACAUCUCCUUCCGAGAGACCUCUUGCAGCCGUGAUAACGACCUUUCCACUAUCAUCUCCAACCUGCAUCAGAGCCGUCAGCUCGUUAUGCCAGAGACCCAGAGCCGCUGUGAAUUCAAGAGAAACAGCAUUGACGUUGGCUUAGGAGCAGCAGAUGAAAUUUUAGGCAAGAGAAGAGUAUGUUCUCCCAACAGCAGCAGUGAGUGUCCUUUAGAAAGCAAGAAAGCCAGAAGUGAGUCCCCAAAGGAAAACUCCCACACGCCUCUGCUUGAGGACUCAGUGACUCAGAUGACCCCAGAGGAGCACUAUAGACGCAUGAUGUCAGCACUGAAUGAACACGGCACGUUUGAAGAGCAGCAGCAACAACGUCUCUACCAGCUGGCCAACAGCAUGGCAGUGCCCAGCCAUGGAGGUUCGCAGCCAGGUGGGAGACUGGCUGGUUGGUGGGAGCCAUCCCGAUCCUGCCUGGGAUCUCCAGAGCAGAUGCUAGACUCUAACCUGUUCUUUGGCACAGAGCAAGUUAAGACGGUCGAGUUUGCGUUUUAUAGCAUCCCCAGGGAGAUAUCCCACCCACCGCCUCUGCUUUCACCCCAGAAUGCGCCCCAUAUUGCCCUGGGGCCCCACUUGAGACCUCCUUUUCUUGGGGUGCCUUCGGCUCUGUGCCAGACACCAGGUUACGGGUUCCUACAGCCGGCACAAGCAGAGAUGUUUGCGCGGCAGCAAGAGAUGCUACGAAAGCAAAACCUGGCAAGGUUGGAGAUGUCGGCUGAGAUCAUCCGCCAGAAAGAGCUGGAGAAUCUCCACAGGCAAAGGCUACUGGCUGGUGACCCCCUGAGCCUCCAUCCCGGCUUGCCCCCGGACCACCCGGCCCUGCGUAACGUGCACGACAUCCCCGAGGGCCACCCGCUGCGGGAAGAGCUCUCCCGGAGGAACGCCAUGCUGGUGCUUCGACACAACAACACUCCCCUGCUGUCCCUCAACCCCAGCGUCCCCAGCAGCGCCACGCCGCCCAAGGAGCAGCCCCGGCGGGGCAGCCGCAAAUCGGCACAUCACCGCGCUGAGCCGCAGGGGCUGAGCGAGGCCAAGGAGGUGGCGGAGCCCCGGGCGCGGGAUGGGGCACCAGACUGUAACGACGAGGAGAUGAAGGACUCUGAGAGCGACGCGGAUGUGAGCGACGAGAAGCCGGAGAGCCUGAAGGCUGAGAGCAGCAGCUCGGCUGCCGAGCUUAAGGAGUGCAAAGAGACAGGCAAAGUCUGCGAAGGGGCCAAGGAGCUGGGUGAAGCGGCUGCUAGUCAAAAUGCCCCCUGCAGCUCCUCGAGCGCCGAGUCCCCCAGCCAUUUGCUUGGCCCAGGCAUCAACAAAAACGAGGUGAAAUAUCUCCCGCCAGCCUCCAUCCCACCACCUCAGCCGCUGCCCUUCGGAUUCCCUUACACGAUGAGCCCGUACUUCCAUGCAGGCACCAUGGGAGGUCUGUUUCUGGAUGGUGAGGAAAGCCCUGCGCUGGAAGACAUCAGCAAAUGGACGGUGGAGGACGUAUGCAGCUUUGUGUCCAACUUGUCUGGCUGCACCGAGUACACUCAGGUAUUCCGAGAGCAGGCUAUUGAUGGUGAGACCCUGCCCCUCCUGACAGAAGAGCACUUACUGAACAAUAUGGGGCUCAAACUCGGACCUGCACUGAAGAUAAGGUCACAGGUUGCCAAGAGAGUGGGCAGAGUUCUGUACAUGGCGGGCUUCCCCAUGGCUUUCCCGCUGCAACCUCCUGGUUUACGGCCACCGGAGCGGGACCUGGCCCCAGCUGAUCUCCGGCCAUCCUCCACAGGCAGCGUGGCCUCCCCCUUCAGCAGCGGCCUGCCCUCUGCCAGCCGUGUCUCACCAAAGCAGGAAAACGGAAACCCCUCCAUCAUUGCUGGGAUCAAUGACACCGCGAAACCUCCAUCUUAACUGCAGGACAGCUCUUGACUGCUUCUGGAACUGAGAUUCAGUUGAACAAACUGAAGGUAAUGCAUUUGAGAGACCAGGAGAGCCUCCCUCAGCAGUGUGAGACACAGGAGUGAGGAAGGGAGGUUUUUAAUUUUUUUGCUUUUUGUUUUAAAAAAAAAAAAACAA
This is a messenger RNA of Haliaeetus leucocephalus (bald eagle), 2379 nucleotides long. RefSeq names its product sterile alpha motif domain containing 11 (gene SAMD11). Gene Ontology annotation, molecular function: DNA-binding transcription activator activity, RNA polymerase II-specific; RNA polymerase II cis-regulatory region sequence-specific DNA binding; protein binding. The record is from RefSeq and is a predicted model, not a curated record. Gene Ontology annotation, biological process: positive regulation of transcription by RNA polymerase II. The transcript has 13 exons. NCBI's taxonomy places the organism in Eukaryota, Metazoa, Chordata, Aves, Accipitriformes, Accipitridae. Bases 1 to 2214 code for a protein of 737 amino acids.